AUGAAGCUCCUCUCUCUUGUCGCCGCUACCCUUGCCCUGGUUGCUACCACCGCGUCCGCUGACCCCAGCGUUGAGGCUCUCAACCUCCCCGCCAUGUCAAAACACCCCCUCUCCAUGCAACGACGUGAAGCCAUGCUCAACAAACGUCGCAGCCCCUCUGCCAAGCCUCGCAUGGUUGUCAAGCGCCACGCAAAGCGUUCCAAGCGCACAUGCAAGGCCAAGACCAGCCAGGCUGCUUCCAGUGCCGCUUCAAAGCCUGUCGGCGAUGCCAAGUCAAACGCUCAACAGUCCAAGGUCAAUUCGCAGAACCACACCCAGGCUCACGCCGACGCUGGCGCCUCUAGCCAGUCCAACUCUGACUCCAAGUCCAGCUCAAGCGCUAGCAGCCACUCCAACGCCAGCUCACAGUCGUCUUCUUCUGGCAAGAGCGACUCCAAGUCGAGCUCGUCGUCGUCAUCAUCGUCGUCGUCGGCAGCCUCGGGCUCGGGUCUCUUUGGCUUGAGCACAAACAACUGUGGUUCAAGUGGCGCCAACGACCAGCAGCCCAACGGAUCGCAGAACUUCCUUAACUGCGGUCUCACUUCGGGCGGCUGGAACCCUCCGAAGCUGGGUCUGGACCAGAUCAAGAUCCUUUCUGGCCAACAAGCUGCCGACUCGGCUGUGUUUGCCCCCUGCAAACCUCUGCUUUGGGCGUUCCAGGCCGCCGAGAAGGCGCACGGCAUCCCCGCCACUGUCCUCAUGUCGUUUGCCAUGCAAGAGUCCACCUGCAACCCCAAUGUCACUGGCGGUAACGGUGAGCAAGGUCUCAUGCAGAUCACCCCGGACAAGUGCGGCGGGGCUCCCGGUGGAAACUGCAAGGAUCCUUGGUUUAACGUCAACACGGGCGCAAAGUACUUUAAAGACACCUUGGACUCGUACGGUGGCAACCUCCUCCAGGCCAUGGGCAUGUACAACGGCUGGCAACCCGGCUUGACUGUCGAGAAGGCCACUGCUGCUAGAUGGCAGGGCAACUGCUUUGCUCAGAACAACCUCGACUACCUGUAUCAGAUGCUCAACGGUUGGUUCCUCGGAAAAGCAAACACCUACGACAUGGGCACUUACAAGAACCUUGCCGCCUGCAAGUAA
Messenger RNA from Mycosarcoma maydis (corn smut), 1125 nucleotides. RefSeq lists its product as uncharacterized. The transcript has a single exon. NCBI's taxonomy places the organism in Eukaryota, Fungi, Basidiomycota, Ustilaginomycetes, Ustilaginales. The coding region runs from base 1 to 1125 and encodes 374 amino acids. The record is from RefSeq and is a predicted model, not a curated record.